Molecule: messenger RNA, 1110 nt
Organism: Schistocerca americana (American grasshopper)
Lineage: Eukaryota; Metazoa; Arthropoda; Insecta; Orthoptera; Acrididae
Product: leucine-rich repeat extensin-like protein 5
Exons: 5
Coding region: 65-1009 (314 amino acids)
Source: RefSeq, a predicted model, not a curated record
GCAUCGCAGAAACCAGGCGGCGCAUCUUUCUCUAUCAUAUUGAAGUCAGAGCGUCUUUUCGCAUAUGUCACAGCAAAUGGUUGCCGUUGCGGGGCCCAGCGGCGUGAACCCACGCCGACGAAAGCUAGUCGACCAAGAUGUUCCUCCUGAAUUGCGCACGAAAAGGGCUAAACGAGCGCGUAUUGCUCGUCGCCAGCGCCGGCAGCGUAUUAUUGAAGAGGAGGAAGAGUACCAACAGCUUGUACUUUUCUGGAUAAGAGUCAUCCAGUACUUCAUGAAUAAGGCCGCAAGAACAAAAGAAGCAACAGAAUCACCCACAGCGUCAGAGUCCGGCCCAUCAGCAGGGUCCGGCCCAUCAUCAGGGUCCAGCCCAUCAUCAGGAUCUGCAGGAUGUGGCCCAUCAGCAGGGUCUGGCCCAUCAUCAGGGUCCGGCCCAGCGUCAGGGUCCAGUCCAUCUGCGUCCUGCCCUUCGUCAGCGUCCGGCCCUUCGUCACCGUCCGGUACUUCGUCAGUGACAUUGCAGCCAUCGGUGGCAUCACAGGCAUCACACAAUGAUCCAGACCACUGUGCAUUGGCGGCAUUGGCACCAUCAGCGGCAUCGGCACCAUUGGCGGCAGCAGCAGCUGAGCAGCCCAAGACAUCAGCUGAACCACCACUACCGCCAAUAUCAACACAGCCACCAACCCCACCAGCAUCUCUGACAGACACAGCACCAUUAGCACCACUGUCGCCAGCAUCUGCACCCUGUACUGCAGUACCAAAUGAACAGAUCAUCAUCUCCGCAGUGCCGAAAUUGCCGUUUCUAGGUGAAAAUGCAGGCAGUGCUGAUGUGGUAUUGGCACAGGGAUCUGACGAAGACCUGAUUGUGGAAUAUGACGAUUCCAUACCAUUGUUCGAGAGCGAUACACAUGAUAUGUACGUGAUCGUGGAUGAUUCAGAUUACACCUUCGAAUUGCCCUUCGAGUGUAUGGAACGUGAAAGGAAUCACGUAGAAUACGUGAUUGUAUAAAAAUUAUCCUCAUUCUCAGCUGAAUAUCUUAUACCUUACUAUUAUCAAUUAUUCAUAAAUAUAAACAUUUUAUUGCCUAUCAUAAUACAGAAAUAGUGUCU